Messenger RNA from Pectinophora gossypiella (pink bollworm), 1686 nucleotides. RefSeq names its product glycogen synthase kinase-3 beta (gene sgg). Gene Ontology annotation, molecular function: protein serine/threonine kinase activity; ATP binding. Gene Ontology annotation, biological process: negative regulation of canonical Wnt signaling pathway; protein phosphorylation; signal transduction. The record is from RefSeq and is a predicted model, not a curated record. The transcript is spliced from 10 exons. Lineage: Eukaryota; Metazoa; Arthropoda; Insecta; Lepidoptera; Gelechiidae. Gene Ontology annotation, cellular component: cytosol; nucleus; axon. The coding region runs from base 341 to 1675 and encodes 444 amino acids.
GGCACUCUCGGUUUUUCUCGUCGCCUUUCGCUCGCGGCCCGGUCACAGUCGACCGACGUGGUCGCACGGCCGGUGCAUGUUGCAAAAUUACCAAUUGGUUCGUUAACCCACAUCCUUAGUUCGAGCUGCACCGCCGCGGCGGCUGUCCGUUGCGCGAGCAAUUUCAAAACAAUAUAACGCUGGCUAUUAAUCACCGAAUGUGUUCACAUAACUAUGUCGACGUUCCACUAGUGCACUAUCGUUGGCUGUGCCGUGUUAGUGAUUUUGUAUGUUGGAGCGAGUAUGAUCAGUGUGCCUGUGCAGUGUGUGAGUCCAGGAAGUAGUGUUCUGUACGGCGACGAUGUUGCGGCGCCGGGGCACGUACACCGUCAACGCCGAGCCAGAUAGCCGGCUCAACCGGCCAAAAUCGGCCGAGCUGGCGCCGUUUAUUGUCAAAAAAAUCGGCAAGGACGGGUCGAAGGUGACGACUGUAGUGGCGACGCCGGGGCAAGGCCCCGACCGGCCUCAGGAGGUGAGCUAUGCGGACAUGAAGCUCAUCGGCAACGGCAGCUUCGGCGUCGUCUACCAGGCCAAGUUAUGCGACACCGGCGAGCUCAUUGCCAUCAAGAAGGUGCUCCAGGACAAGCGGUUUAAGAACCGAGAGCUUCAAAUCAUGCGGCGACUGGAACAUUGUAAUAUUGUCAAAUUGAAAUACUUCUUUUACUCCAGUGGAGAAAAGGCGGCAGUGCCCGCCGCAGUGAGCUCAAUGCUAAACGCAAUGCAGUCCAUAGAGGUCGCAAAAGACGAAGUGUACCUGAAUUUGGUGCUGGAGUACAUACCCGAGACGGUGUACAAAGUUGCACGUCAUUACUCCAAAGAUGAACAAACCAUACCUAUUAGUUUUAUAAAGCUGUACAUGUACCAGUUGUUCAGAAGCCUCGCGUACAUCCACUCGCUGGGCAUCUGCCACAGGGACAUCAAGCCGCAGAACUUGCUCCUGGACCCGAAGACCGGCGUCCUCAAGUUGUGCGACUUCGGCUCGGCCAAGCAUCUUGUGCGCGGGGAGCCAAACGUCUCCUAUAUAUGCUCGCGGUAUUACCGCGCCCCAGAACUUAUCUUCGGCGCCAUAGAUUAUACCACUAAAAUCGAUGUGUGGAGCGCGGGUUGCGUAGUGGCAGAGUUGUUGCUUGGCCAGCCGAUCUUCCCCGGCGAUUCCGGUGUCGACCAACUUGUUGAGAUCAUCAAGGUUUUAGGCACCCCGACACGUGAACAAAUCCGAGAGAUGAAUCCAAACUACACAGAAUUCAAAUUCCCACAAAUCAAGAGCCACCCGUGGGCGAAGGUGUUCCGCGCGUGCACGCCCCCGGACGCCAUCUCGCUGGUGUCGCGGCUGCUGGAGUACACGCCGGGCGCGCGCCUGUCCCCGCUGCAGGCGUGCGCGCACUCGUUCUUCGACGAGCUGCGCGAAGCGGGCGCGCGCCUGCCCAACGGCCGGCCGCUGCCGCCGCUGUUCAACUUCACGGAGUACGAGCUGGGCAUCCAGCCCUCGCUCAACGACUUCCUCAAGCCGCGGCCGGCGCCCGCCGCGCCCGCCGCCGACGCGCCCGCCGCCAGCCACGAGUCGCAGGACGCGCGCGACUCGCAAGGGUCGCCGGCGGCCGGCAGCGGCGCGGCGGGCGGGUCGCCGGCGUCGUAGGACGCGCGCGG